Messenger RNA from Dermatophagoides pteronyssinus (European house dust mite), 3667 nucleotides. Its product is annotated as putative ATP-dependent RNA helicase DHX34. Gene Ontology annotation, cellular component: intracellular anatomical structure. NCBI's taxonomy places the organism in Eukaryota, Metazoa, Arthropoda, Arachnida, Sarcoptiformes, Pyroglyphidae. Gene Ontology annotation, molecular function: ATP binding; RNA binding; helicase activity. The record is from RefSeq and is a predicted model, not a curated record.
AACAAAACCCGAAAAAUGUCAAUAAAAACAUUUCGUGAUAAAAAAUUUUAUUUAAAUAAAUUAUUUUUCAAUUAUGAAUUCAAUAUCAAUAUUGAAUUCAAUAGAUUACAAAUGGAUGAAUUUUGGUUUUUCCUCGAGAAAUAUCUGCAAAAAAAAUCAGCCAAAACAGCAACUUGUCAUCAGGAUGAUAAUCCGGAUAAAUACAAUCGUUUGAUUGAAGAAUUACAAGAUAAAAUUCCUAAAGAAUGGAAAAAUAUUGAUCAAUUACGAGAACGAUUACGACAAAAUGAAUUUGAAAAUGUCAACGUUUCUCGUAAAGAAUUGACGGAAUUUCGAAAUAUUUUAAUAACAUUUGUUGAUUUUAAUCUGAAAAGAAAACAAAAAAAAUUAGAAAAACUUUUUGAAUUUCAAAAAAACUUACCAAUUUAUGAAUAUAAACAAACAAUUUUGACGAAAAUCGAAUCCAAUUCGGUUGUAUUGAUUGCAGGUGAUACUGGUUGUGGAAAAUCAACACAAGUACCACAAUAUCUUCUACGAAAUGGUUAUCAAAGAAUUUGUUGUACACAACCAAGAAGAAUAGCUUGUAUUGCAUUAUGUAAUCGGUUGAAAUUUGAAACAGCCGACAAUCAAUCGGGUAAUUCAGAAAUUGGUUAUCAAAUUCGUUUUGAAAAAAACAAAACUAAAUUUACGAAAAUUAUUUUCAUGACCGAAGGUUUAUUAUUACGUCAAAUGAUUGAAGAUCCAUUACUAUCGAAUUAUGAUGUAAUAAUUUUGGAUGAAAUUCAUGAACGUCAUUUGACAAGUGAUUUCUUACUUGGUGCCAUCAAAUGCUUGCUGCAUAAAAGAAAAAAUGAUCUCAAAGUAAUCCUGAUGUCAGCAACAUUAAAUUGUGAAUUAUUUUCAAAUUAUUUUGGUCAAUGUUUUGUUAUAAAAGUACCUGGUCGUCUUUUCCCAAUAAAAACCGAAUAUUUCCCACCGGAUAAAGUAAAUAUUUUUAAAGCAGCUACGAAUAAAAUAAAUCCCGAUCCUUAUCUGAAAAUACUUCAACAUAUCGAUUCACAAUAUCCAUCGUCAGAAAGGGGUGAUGUACUUGUAUUCUUAAGUGGAUUUGCUGAAAUUGAAUUUAUCGGUGAAAAACUCAAAGAAUAUUCUUCACAAAAUAAACGAUGGAUAAUCCUGUAUCUUCAUAGUGCAUUAUCAUUAUCUGAACAGGAUAAAGUAUUCGAUGUUUGUCCGGAUGGUUAUCGUAAAUGUAUAUUAUCGACAAAUCUGGCUGAAACAUCGAUUACAAUCGAUGGUAUUCGUUUUGUAAUCGAUUCCGGUAAACAUAAACAAAUGUAUUAUGAACCAUCAAUUCGUAUGCAUCGUUUACAAGAAAUUUGGGUAAGUAAAGCAUCGGCUGAACAACGAAAAGGUCGUGCUGGUCGUACUGGACCUGGUAUUUGUUUUCGGCUUUAUUCUCAAAAUGAUUUUGAAAAUUUUGAAAAUUUUUCCAAACCUGAAAUUCAACGUAUUUCGCUUGAAUCAUUAAUAUUGAAUAUGAUUUCAAUGGGAUUGAAUGAUGUUCGUAAAUUUCCAUUUAUUGAACCACCAAAUACGUUGGUCAUUGAAAAUACAAUAAAAUAUCUGAUCAAUUAUGGAACGUUGGAUGAAAAUGAAAAUAUAACAUAUUUGGGAAGAAUUUUAUCAAAAUUGCCCGUCGAUAUUCCUAUUGGAAAGAUGUUAAUAUUAUCUGUUUGUAUUAAUCUUUCGGAAUAUACAUUAUCAAUGGCCGCUUGUCUGAGUGUUCAAUCAAUGACCACUAUACGUUCAAGAAAUGAUAGAGAAAUAUUGGAUGAAAGAAAAUCAAUGUUAUCAAUUGAUGGUGAUAUGUUUAGUAGUAUGAAUUUUUAUAAACAAUGGUUGACGAUGAAAGCUUCGAAUCAUCAUCAUUCAAUGGACAUACGUUCUUGGUGUCGACGAUUAGGUUUUGAAGAACAACGUUUUCAUGAAAUAACCAAAUUACGAAGACAAUUUGAAGAUAUACUUAAAGAUAAUGGUCUGAUUGAUUCGCGAAGUAAUCGUGAAUCAACAGAAUCGCUGAGCAAAAUCGAAAGAAUUGAAAAACAUAAAGAAAAAAAAUUAUUUAAAAAAUUAAAAAUCGAAGUUGAAAAAUGUCGAAAUAAUAAAAAACGAAGAUUAUUGCGAGCGGAUGUCGAUGGUAUCGAUGGUGAUGAACGAAAUAUCGAUGAUGAUGAUGAUGAUAAUCAUUAUAAAGAUUAUAAAGAAUUGGAAUUUAAUUUAUUAUUCGAUUCUCAUUAUAUCAAGGACACUGAACAAAAACAUUCAUUAAAACGAGAAGAAUUCAAUCUGAUCAAAUCGAUUAUUUUGCUAAGUUUUUAUCCACAAAUGGCUAUCGCUGAUCAAGAUAAUUCCUAUCAAUGUGGAUCGGAUCAAAUUUUUCAUACAAAGGAAAAACCAUUUGUUGUUUUACAUCCAUCCAGUAUUUAUUAUAGUGAACCUGAAUCAUUACAACCAUCAUCCAGAAUUGAAUCAAGCGAAAUGGGUAAUCUAUCAAAUGAUCAUUGCUUACUUGGUUAUAUAUCAUUUAUUGAAACAAAUAAAAGUUAUAUUUGUAAUUGUUAUCGUUUAUCAUCGAUACAUUCAUUAAUGUUAUCCAGUCAAGAAAUUGAUACAAAUUUGGAUUGUAGUCGAAUUAUAUUUGAUAAUUGGCUGGAAAUUCGAUUUAAACAUUCAAAAGAUGGACAAGAUCUUUUGAUUGAAGCAAUAAAAAUACGAAUUGAAUUGGAAAAAUUAUUAACAUUGAUUUGUAAAGAUUUGAAUAAAGAUGAUAAUGUUGGUGGUAAUCUUGACGAUGGUGAUGAUAAUGGCGACGAUGAAAAUAAUCUUUUCCAAUUAAAACAAAAUUUUAUUGAAAAAAUUAAAAUGUUUUGGAAAUUUCGUAUAAAAUAUGCACAAAAACGUUUGCUGUCAGCCGAUUUGAAACAAAUUUAUUCAAAUGUUUCGCAAAACAUUCAAGAUUUACGUAAAGAUUCGAUGGAUAAUAAAUUGGUGAAAUUUUUAUUGGAUCAGCAAACGACAAAUCAAUCUUCAUCAAACAAAGGUGGUUUUCAUUAUUUAUUCAUCAAUUUUAACUGUUUAAAACAAACCGGAAUCGAUUGUCCAAUAAUCGAUAAUCGUCGAUGGUUCGAUUGUGCUCAUUGUAAACAAAAAUAUCAUCUAACACCAAUCGAACAGGUUCGACAUGAAGAAUCUUGUUCGACGACGACCACGAAGAAGAAAUCAAAAACCGAAUCAAAAGAUGAUAAUGAUACAACCAGCGAUUCAAAACAUCAAUAUUAUUGUCAACAUUGUGAUAAAAAAUUAUCAUUUCAAUCCAAUAUUGAUAUACUUCGACAUCGAAAACAACAUUCAGAAAAAUGAUGAUGGUGAUUUUGGAUGAUUUGAUUCGACUUGACAAGCGUAACUUUUUAUUGAAUUAAUCGAAAAAACUCAAAUCAAAUUUCCAAGCUGAUUAAAUCUGAAUAACAACAACACCACUGUGGCACGUGUUUCAUCAGUCAUCAUCAUUCGAUACAAAACAGCAGUCACAUCUGUCAACUUUUCCUAUCCAAAAACGAUAAUAAUAAUAAUAAUCAGAUUGAAAGUGGUUUUUGUGUUUUUCGGU